Sclerotinia borealis F-4128 is the source of this 2091-nucleotide messenger RNA. NCBI's taxonomy places the organism in Eukaryota, Fungi, Ascomycota, Leotiomycetes, Helotiales, Sclerotiniaceae. The record is from the annotation of a GenBank genome assembly.
AUGCGCCCUUUACCAGGCGACGAUGCUUAUCCAGGGAGAUCUCGGAGUACGAGUAUCAACGAUAAUGACCUGACACCACUCGCAAAUAGGACACAACCUCAGCAGAUGAGCUACUUUCUUGCAGAUGAGAGAACGUUAGACUCCGGAGAGGCCCAACCUAUUCGUGUUCCUUUAAAACCAAGAGAUUUCAUGAAGAAUAGUACAUACGGUGUAGAGAGCAUUGAAACUACGAUUAACUCUUUAUCUGAAGGCAGUGGUGAUGAGGAUGGAAAAUUCGAUAGAGCUAGGGAGAAAUUCAAGAAAAAUCUUGCAGAGAAAUUACAAUCUGUAGGAGAUUUGAGGUCUCGUUCUCCAAAACCCUCCUACGAUAUAAGUGGAACUACUUCUCCGACUCGUCCUUCCACUACCGAAGCUUCCAGACCUUAUACUCCUAUGUCUUUAUAUUCCGCUGCUCCAGGCUCUAUUAUUAGCAGCCCUGAUUCGAGGGGUUCGGACUCAGAAUCAUUGAAUGAUGAAAUAUCAAGCCAGGCUAUCCUAUCGGGUGGAGAAGACGAACAAAAUGUACCGGCGAUGAUGGAUAGUGGCUCUGCCCCUCAACUGGUUAUGCCGAGUAUCAAAAUGCCUAGCGUGGGCAAGACUUCUUUAAUCAAAGCUAUCGUACAAGUAUGCGAAGACAUCGUACAUGUUGAUCCCUUAUCUACUACACCAGCCCCGGUCCCCGACAAAAGGCGAGAUUCCAGAAAACAGGCCAGAUCCGGAGGUGAUGCGCAAACUACAACUCAAAUCACAGAGAUAUAUGCUAGCACUAAGGCAUAUCCUAGUUGGUGGUCAGAGGUUGACGAAAGCAAGAUCCUGCGUCGAAGAAAGAGUAUAGGUGACUCGGUCCUCGAAAGAAAUCUGUGCUUUGUUGAUACCCCCGGUUAUGGCAACAAGACUUCUUGCCUCGAAGCCAUCUCUCCAGUUGUUGAUUAUAUCGAGUCUCAGUUUCAAAAGGUCGAAUCUAAAGAUGGGAUGACCGAUUCUGACAUGAUACAUUUGCUUGGUGGAAAUGGCGGUUCUCAAGUGGAUGUCGUGUUCUACAUCAUCAUAAAUCGAAUCAAGCCUGUUGAUAUUGAAUAUCUACGGCGCAUAUCCCCCAUGACAAACGUUAUCCCUUUAAUAGCACGAUCCGAAGUUUUGUCUCUUGAGGACCUUGCCAAGGUAAAAAGACAUGUAUUGAGUGAGCUUCAAGCUGCCAGUAUACGACCAUUUCUGUUCGGGUUGUCCUUCGAUGAUGCUCUACAUUCCUCCCAGCCAGCUGCACCUUAUGCCAUAUCCACUAUGUUGUCGAAGGAUCAUGAAACUAUGGAUGCUAGCCUUCUCAUGAGCUCAGACUAUAUCCAACCAUUGGUUCAGUCCGAACUUACAGCUCUUGUUGAUCAAUUGUUCGAGCCAGAUAGCAUAGCAUGGCUACGGAAUUCUGCAGCGAAGAAAUUUGUACAAUGGCGAAAUGGUUCUUCGGUGCAAAAGCCACAAAGUCUUUAUCGACCUCUGGCACAAUCAUUGAUGUCGUCAUCCACCUCACAAGUACUUACUGCGCCUGUUGGUGCCACAACAUCUUAUGCGUUGGCUCGUAUAACAGACCAUACUCAACGUGAAGAGAGGCUUGCACAAGUGCGACUUUCAAAAUGGGCCACUGACUUACAAAGGAGUCUUCAGAAUGAGCGAGCUAGAUUCGAAGUCUUGGCUCGAAGUGAGAGGGCAGUAUGGCUAACAGAAAGACUCGGAGAGUGCGUACAGGAUGGUACACUCGUCCCAAUCUCUCAGGCACGCCGACCUCAACGAUCGUCCGGUGCUGGAGACUUAGUCAAGCGUGGAUCAUAUUCUCGAACAGCACCUUCUGGCCCAAUCUUGAACACGCAUGAUCCCCUUGGAAUUCUGGAACUCAAUGAAGAUCUGAAACGACGGGGUAUUAUCGCACUGCAAGUAGUGAGCAGUUUUGGGAUCAUUGGUGGCUUGGCAUUUUGGAUCAACCGCAAUUGGCAACCCAGCGGAGCCAGCAUAUGGGGAUUAGAUUGGACUGGUAUCCAAAGAUGUGUGGACUGGAGAUAA